AUGUCACGACGGGCUGGACUGGAUUGUGGAUGCGAGUUGAUACUAACACGAAUGAAACUCUCGAUAGCAUGCACUGGUGAUUGGACAAAAUGUGAAAGUGUUUUAGAUGUUACUCAAGACACGGUUAACCUUGUUUUUGGUGUUUUAUUACAUGGUACGGGUCAAGUUUGGUUUAACCAAUUCGAAUUUAAUGUCGUAAGCCUAAGCAAUCAAACUACUAUCGCUACUGUCACAAAUUCAACUCCAUCCUAUACUACUGGAGAGCUCUAUUAUCCAGUUAGCCUUUUCGGCACAUCACCUGUAUUUACCAAUAAAGUUGCCAGUGACUCUGUAACGGCAACUACCAACAUAGGUGGAAUUAUUGGUGCCACAUUUGGUGGCUUUGCCGCUGGAAUAAUCGU
Molecule: messenger RNA, 401 nt
Organism: Racocetra persica
Lineage: Eukaryota; Fungi; Glomeromycota; Glomeromycetes; Diversisporales; Gigasporaceae
Source: the annotation of a GenBank genome assembly